This is a messenger RNA of Linum tenue, 1789 nucleotides long. The record is from the annotation of a GenBank genome assembly. Lineage: Eukaryota; Viridiplantae; Streptophyta; Magnoliopsida; Malpighiales; Linaceae.
AUUUACUAGAACAAGAUGCUAAAACACCGUAUUUUGAAAAAGAAAAACAAACUAAAAAGAAGCCUAACAUCCAAACAUGGCCUUGAGGUGUGACCGUGUGAAUUUGUCUUUCCACCUGGAACUGGAAGCCGCCAUAUCUAUCUACCACCAAACUGCCGACGUUUACUCUGCCAACGCCGUGCUCGUCCUAAAGUCCACUCCCUCCUUCAGAAUUCCGCCAUUGCUCGAACUCACUCAGUCGCUCGCAUUCCAAUGGCUCUCAAUUCCCACUUCCUCCUACCCAACAGAUUCCGCUCUUCCUUCCCUCCAAUUCGCGGCGUCGCCGGAGUCCCGCCAAUUUCUCGUUCAAUCAGUCCCCAGACGACACCGUUUCCACUCCGAUUCUGCGCUCACGCGGCGCAAUCCUCCGGCUUCCCCUCCGUUUCAGCUCUCUCCUCCACCGCCACUCCCGAGACCAGCAGCUUCACUUGGGAUGACGCCGUCCGAGCCUCUCAACCUGAAUACGCCCCCGGGGAUUCCUCCGAUCUCUCUGGAUUCUUCGAGAAGAUCAAGUUCUGCAAUCGCGGCUCUGAAAUGCGGUUCGAAUUCGUUUCGUUCGUGAUCGAGGAGAACACAGUCGGCUACAUUCAUAACCGUUUUGUUGAACAUUUGAAGCGGUUCGAGGAAGUGUUCGUGAUCAAGGACAGCAGCUCCCAUGGAGCCCGAUUUGGGUAUUGCGUUACUUUACAUGACAAGCUAGGCACGCCGGAAGAAAGGACUGCAGCUGUUGGGGAAGUCAUCAAAUGCUUGGUAGAAGAACAAGAAGACCUAAUUCCAGGUAUAAGAAAUGAGCUUUACCCGGUUACUUCAUCGUUCGGUGGGCGGGUCUACUUCUCGUUGGAGCGUGCUGCAGCUCCGUAUUUCGGGAUAAAGGCAUAUGGCAUUCAUAUGAAUGGCUUUGUGGAGAGUGGUGAUGAAAAAUUGUUGUGGGUGGCAAAGAGAAGUCUAGUGAAACCUACUUAUCCUGGGAUGCUGGAUCAUCUUGUUGCCGGAGGACUGGUUUGUGAUUAUCUAUUUCGCAGUGCCUCUCUAUUAAUCCACUCUUUGGAUCAGUCUAAGUCUUACUAUCCCCACUAUGUUGCUGAGUCAGUGCAUAAGUUUUCAUGGUGGCAAUUUCAGCCUCAUGGAAUAUCUUGUCAAGAAAAUGUCGUGAAGGAAUGUGAAGAAGAAGCAGGAAUACCUCAAUCCAUUUCUGUCAAGGCUCUGCCAGUUGGUGCCGUUUCUUAUGUGGAUAUUGAUGGCGAUAGGUUCAAGAGAGAUGUUCUAUUUUGCUACGAUUUAAAGCUUCCUGAAAGUUUUGUACCAAAAAAUCAAGAUGGAGAAGUUGAGGGUUUCAACUUGAUGCCCGUGGGAAGUGUUGCAAAUAUAGUAAGGAGGACUCAUUUUUACAAACCAAACUGCUCCCUAGUCGUCAUUGAUUUCCUAUUCCGACAUGGGUACAUUUACCCUGAAAGCCUGGGAUACUUGGACCUGUUGCAGAGCUUGAGGAGCGGUAAUUGCUCGUAGAGUAAGUCUAGUUUGUGUUCUCAACAAAUGUUUUUAUCCAUUCUACCGCGCAUGGGUCUUCUUGAAUUUGAGUUUGUACUCAUACUCAUACACAAGUCUAUGAAUCUAUAGUUCCAGGCAGCAGGACUCUUCAUUUUCGGGUUUUUUUUUUAUUCAGACGGGCCUAUAGUUGGCAGCGAAAAUAAAGGAGAAACAUGUUCUCUAAUUGCACUUAUAUAUUAGACACCAUAAACUUAAUCACUUG